CAAUUCACAUUCUCCAAUCCCACCUUCAAAAUGCCCGAAGCCACAAAGCCCAUAUUGAAAUUCCUUUAUUUUAGACUUUCCGACAUUUAUGAUCGUCUCCAAAAACCUUCCUUAAACCCCUCAACUUCUUCAUCGUCUUCUAACCUCCAACCAUUCAUUCUCAAACCCAGUCAAUCUCUUCCGAUUUCGAUUCUGAUUCUGAUUCAUGUCAAACCCCCUAAAGCUUUUGAAAGCCAAUGCUUCUAACCCGAAACUCUGGAUCCUGAUCGGGGUCGGCGUAGCUGGAGUCGUAAUUUUAGCAGAGACACGAAGGAGGGGAAGAAAUGGCAAAGUUUUGCAGGGAGAGGACUUUGGUGCUUUCAUCCAGCGUUUUGAGCUUCGACCUUUCCCUCAGCCUCCGCCCCCUGCCGCCAGACAGCCUCUCGCUGGCCUCACUUUCGCCGUCAAGGAUGUAUUUGACGUGAAGGACUAUGUGACGGGGUUUGGCAAUCCGGACUGGAAGAGAACUCAUGAUGUUGCUGAGAAGACUGAUGAGGUGGUAACUCUUCUGCUCAAGAAUGGGGCUGCUUGUGUUGGGAAGACUGUUAUGGAUGAACUGGGUUUUGGGAUUACUGGGGAUAACAAGCAAUAUGGAACUCCUACCAAUCCAAAGUUGUCAUCAUUUGUACCUGGAGGUUCUUCUAGUGGGUCUGCUGUGGCUGUUGCAGGAGAGCUUGUUGACUUUGCUCUUGGCACUGAUACGGUUGGUUGCAUCAGAAUUCCAGCUUCCUUUUGUGGUAUACUUGCAUUUCGGCCCUCACAUGGAGUUGUACCAAUGAAUAGAGUUUUGUCGAAUUCCCCGAGCUUGGAUACUGUUGGAUGGUUUGCUCGUGAUCCAUCUACUCUGCAUCGGGUUGGGCAUGUUCUACUUAAACUGAAUUCAGUAGAACCUCGGAGGAUGCGCCGCUUUGUUUUUGCUGAUGAUCUAUUUCAGCUUUCAAAAGUUCCUUUGCAAAAGACUGUUCAUGUUGUUGAAAAAGCAAUAGAAAAUUUAUCUGGUUAUCAGUCUCCAAAACACAUGAACUUUGGCCAGUACCUGGCUUCUAAUGUCCCCAGUCUGAAAGGGUUCCUUGAUCAAUCAUCAAAAUUGCAAAAAGGAAUUACUAUUUUAAAAGCUCUCUCUUCUGUUAUGAUUUUAUUACAGAGAUGUGAAUUUAAAAUAAAUCACGAAGAAUGGAUUAAGUCAGUCAAACCCAAGUUAGGAUCUAAUGCAUCUGAAGAUGUUCUUGCAGCAAUUAAAACAUCUUAUGAUGAUAUAAAAACUCUAUACAAAGUCAGAAUGGAGACGAGAAUUGCACUUAAAAGUUUAUUAAAGGAUGAUGGGAUAUUAGUAAUUCCUACAGUUGCGGACCCCCCACCAAAGUUUAGUACAAAGAAGGGAAUUGCUUCUGAGUUUCGUGAUAGGACAUUUGCUUUAUCAAGCAUUUCAAGCAUGUCUGGUUGCUGUGAAGUUGCUGUUCCGCUGGGAAAGCAGGACGACUGCCCCAUCUCAGUUUCACUCAUAACAUUUCAUGGUGCCGAUAAGUUUCUUCUGGACACUGUCCUGGAUAUUUUCUCAGCUCUUCAAGAGCAAGUUGGCAUUGCUUCUAACAAUUUAUUGCCAUUUGCUGAUACCAAUGGGGACAUGGAUGCCUCUGAACUAUUGAAAGAAAAGGGCAAUGCAGCUUUUAAAGGAAGGCAGUGGAAUAAAGCUGUUAGUUACUACGCAGAUGCUAUUAAAUUAAAUGGGACAAAUGCAACUUAUUAUUGCAACCGAGCUGCCGCUUACUUAGAGUUAGGCUGCUUUCAACAAGCUGAAGAUGACUGCAGCAAAGCCAUAUUACUUGAUAAGAAGAAUGUGAAGGCAUAUCUCAGACGGGGAACUGCCAGAGAGUCUCUUCUUCUCUAUAAAGAAGCCAUCAAAGAUUUCAAGCAUGCUCUUGUUCUCGAACCGCAGAAUAAAGUUGCAAAUCUUGCUGAAAAGCGAUUACAAAAACUGAUCAGUUGAGGAUGCAACUCUUGUAUGGAAAACGAAAAAUAAAACCCAAAUGAUACGACUCCAAGAUAAGAAGAAAAUAUAAAAAUAAAAAGAACAAAAGCCAAGGUGAUAGAGGCAUUGUAAUUGUGAUUUGUGGAAUGAAAGUAAAGGGUAGAGUUGGAAACGAGUCAGAGCCUAGCGGCUGCUCUGCCAAUUUUGUUGGUAUAUAUGAAACUGUAAUCAGCCUUAUUUUGGCACAAGACCUUGUGGAAUUCUUAACCUUUUGACCGUCCGGAAUUUCAAUUGGGAUUCUGGGUGCUUCUUUAGCGUUGUGAAAUAUUUUCUUUUCA
Molecule: messenger RNA, 2346 nt
Organism: Cucumis melo (muskmelon)
Lineage: Eukaryota; Viridiplantae; Streptophyta; Magnoliopsida; Cucurbitales; Cucurbitaceae
Product: outer envelope protein 64, mitochondrial
Exons: 13
Coding region: 206-2026 (606 amino acids)
Molecular function (GO): protein binding
Source: RefSeq, a predicted model, not a curated record